GCGGCGUUUUUCCCCUUUCAAGCGCACUCGCGUGCUCUGCUUGUGAAGAUGAGAAGAGGAUUUUCAUCAUUUUGGCCCAUUUACCAUCGUAAUUAACAUUCUUCGUCAAACUGUCUGUGCGCCGUGAGUGAGAGUCAGGGGCAAGGCUUGGGUCCCGGUCUACUGUGUCGGGUGAUGGAGCAGCCCUGUGUCUUGUGCUGUGGAGUAGGGCGCUGGGUGGCACGAGCCCCUGCAGAAGAGCCAGGGACACACAAGAUGUAACAAUACAGGAGAAGCACCUCUCAGAUCCAGAGAAAAACAGAAAAUCCACAUCUGUGUAUAGACCUCCAUCCUUCUUUAUUGAUAUAUUACAUUGUCAUCAAACCACAAAGAACUUUAUAUACACCACAAGAAAAAGAACAUUACAAAUCCCCAAGGAUGAAGAUAUUUGAAAUGAAAUGUAAAAAAAUAUGAGAACCUACUCUCCUGUUUUCAUCAUUUUUUGAAAGUGGUACAGCCAAUAAGUACAGAAAUCAUAUAAAUGAAGACAUAAACAAAGUACAAAAAAAUAAACCAUUCUGCCUGGAAUCAACCAAUCAACACACUCAGAAGAAAGGGGAGGGUCAUGACCCAGUUGCCAUGCAUGUCGCCACGGUGACCGGCCUCCCCAACCCCUCCCCCCUCCUUCUCCUAUUGGUCCAGCUGCUUUUGUGGCUCCUCCCCCCCGGGCCUGAAUUGGCAGGGGCCGCCUCUGCUUGCCCUGCCCUCUGCAGCUGUUCCAAUCAGGCAAGCAGGGUCAUCUGUACAAGAAGGAACUUAGAGGAGGUGCCUGAAAGUAUAUCUGUCAACACGCGAUACCUCAACCUACAGGAGAAUUCAAUACAGGUGAUUAAGUCUGAUACUUUCAAGCGCUUGCAGCAUCUGGAAAUCCUGCAGCUCUCCAAAAACCACAUCCGUCAGAUUGAAGUUGGGGCGUUCAAUGGCCUGCCAAACCUCAACACGCUGGAGCUUUUCGACAACCGCCUCACGUUGGUCCCCUCCCAGGCCUUCGAGUAUCUCAGCAAACUGCGGGAGCUUUGGCUGCGCAACAACCCCAUCGAGACCCUGCCUGGGUAUGCCUUCCACCGGGUUCCCUCUUUGCGGCGGCUUGACCUGGGGGAACUCAAGAAGCUGGACUACAUCUCUGAGGCUGCCUUCGAGGGCCUCAUCAACCUGCGCUACCUGAACCUGGGCAUGUGCGUACUCAAGGACAUCCCCAACCUCACGCCUCUGGUGCGACUGGAAGAACUCGAGCUCUCUGGGAAUCGGCUAGAGAUCAUCCGACCUGGGUCCUUCCAGGGCCUGGUGUCUCUCCGCAAACUCUGGCUCAUGCACUCUCAAGUGACAGUCAUUGAGCGGAAUGCCUUCGAUGAUCUCAAGAACCUGGAGGAGCUGAAUCUGUCUCACAACUCCCUUCACUCUCUACCCCACGACCUCUUCACUCCUCUGCACCAACUGGAGAGGGUCCACCUCAACCACAAUCCCUGGGUGUGUAACUGUGACGUGCUGUGGCUGAGCUGGUGGCUGAAAGAGACCGUGCCCAGUAACACCACCUGCUGCGCACGCUGCCACGCGCCUCCCGGCCUCAAAGGCAGGUACAUCGGCGAGCUGGAUCAGAGUCACUUCACUUGUUACGCCCCUGUGAUUGUGGAGCCACCGACCGACCUGAAUGUCACCGAGGGCAUGGCUGCUGAGCUGAAGUGUAGAACGGGCACUUCCAUGACCUCAGUCAACUGGCUGACCCCAAAUGGAACGCUCAUGACCCACGGAUCCUACAGGGUCAGAAUUUCAGUCCUGCAUGAUGGCACAUUGAAUUUCACCAAUGUCACAGUACAGGAUACGGGCCAGUACACCUGCAUGGUGACCAACUCGGCCGGCAACACCACAGCGACGGCCGUGCUCAACGUGUCAGCCUCCGAUGCCAGCAACAGUUACAGCUACUUCACCACUGUCACCGUGGAAACUGUCGAAACAGGUCAAGAGGAGAAUUCUGCCCGACAGUACAUAAAUGAGACGUUUGUGGGUUAUUCAGGUCCUACUAGUUCAGGAGAGGUCUGGGGCACAACCUUGGCCACUACAUCGUCCUCUGUGUCUUCAUCCUCUUCUGCCAGAACAACCAAGCCAUCGGAAAGGCCAUUCACAGUUCCAAUAACAGAUGUUACCAACAUGUCUGGUCUGGAUGAUGUGAUGAAGACUACAAAAAUAAUCAUUGGCUGUUUUGUGGCCAUCACGUUCAUGGCGGCAGUAAUGCUGGUGGUCUUCUACAAGUUGAGGAAGCAGCAUCAGCUGCACAAACACCAUGGCCCGGCACGCGCCAUCGAGAUUAUCAAUGUCGAGGAUGAAAUUGGAGCAGGGGGGGCAAGUGGAGUAGGAGGAGGGAGUGGGAUCUCUGGAGGAUCCACAAUGCAUUCUGGAGGUGGCGGGGUCAGUGGUGGGGGGCAGAGUUUAAGAUUGCACCAUCCAGAAAUGGUCAACCUUCCAAAUCUAGCAAGAGCUGAGCAUCUUAAC
Conger conger (European conger) is the source of this 2526-nucleotide messenger RNA. RefSeq names its product leucine-rich repeat-containing protein 4B-like. The transcript is spliced from 4 exons. Lineage: Eukaryota; Metazoa; Chordata; Actinopteri; Anguilliformes; Congridae. The annotation marks the transcript as partial. Gene Ontology annotation, molecular function: protein binding. Gene Ontology annotation, cellular component: plasma membrane. The record is from RefSeq and is a predicted model, not a curated record.